This is a messenger RNA of Amborella trichopoda, 2715 nucleotides long. RefSeq names its product FAD-dependent oxidoreductase family protein (gene SDP6). Gene Ontology annotation, cellular component: mitochondrion. Gene Ontology annotation, molecular function: glycerol-3-phosphate dehydrogenase (quinone) activity. Gene Ontology annotation, biological process: glycerol-3-phosphate metabolic process. The record is from RefSeq and is a predicted model, not a curated record. NCBI's taxonomy places the organism in Eukaryota, Viridiplantae, Streptophyta, Magnoliopsida, Amborellales, Amborellaceae.
UUCAUUGUGACAGAAAAUAUUCCCCAUUUCCCGCUCCACUAGAAAUCAUGCAACCGGAAGCUUGUGGCCCACUCCUAAAAGGUUCCACUCAGUCUCACCUCUCUCUCUAAACGACCAGUCACGAGUCUCUCUCUCUCAACCAUCGUCUUUCCUUGGGACUCUCAAUGUUGACAACGUAGAACCAUUACGUAUUUAUAUAUUCAUAUAAAUCAGAAAACAGCUUGAGAGGGAGCAACAGAGUUUUUGAAGCUCUGUGGUUUCUCUCUCUGCGAAAACGAUAGAGGGCCUCAAUGGCUUCUGUGAGGCUGAAAGCGGUUGCUGCAGUGGCAGCCGUCGGAUCAUCUGCAUGGGGAAUCCUCGCUGUUCAAGAUAGGGCCUUAGCAGAGAGUGACCAUGGAAGCUUAGAGAAUGUAAGGAGAAGAAUUCAUCAAUCAGAUGGUUUGGUUCCUUCAAGAGAAGUCCAGGAAUCUGCUUUAAAGGGAAGCAGCUCCAUUAACCCUCUUGAUGUUCUUGUGGUUGGUGGGGGAGCCACUGGUUGUGGUGUUGCCCUAGAUGCUGCAACUCGAGGCUUGAGAGUGGGGCUUGUGGAGAGAGAGGAUUUUGCAUCAGGGACCUCUUCUCGCUCUACUAAGUUGGUUCAUGGAGGAGUGCGCUACUUGGAAAAGGCUGUCUUUAGCUUAGAUUACAAGCAGCUGAAGUUGGUUUUCCAUGCACUUGAGGAGCGUAAGCAGGUUAUCGAAAAUGCUCCACACUUGUGCCAAGCUUUGCCAUUGAUGACUCCAUGUUUUGAUUGGUUUGAAGCCGUGUACUACUGGAUGGGAUUGAAACUAUAUGAUUUGGUUGCUGGCCCUCGAAUGCUGCAUUUGUCUCGAUAUUAUUCUGCACAGGAGUCUAUAGAGCUCUUUCCAACUCUGGCAAGAGAAGGUCGUGGUAGAAGCUUGAAAGGGACAGUUGUUUACUACGAUGGACAAAUGAAUGAUUCUCGACUAAAUGUUGGGUUGGCUUGCACUGCUGCAUUAGCUGGUGCGGCAAUGCUCAAUUAUGCUGAAGUGAUAUCUUUCCACAAAGAUGAGGCCACUGGUCGCGUAAUUGGUGCACGGAUACGAAACAAUUUAUCUGGAAAAGAAUUCGAUACUUAUGCUAAAGUUAUUGUCAAUGCGGCGGGACCCUUUUGUGAUUCUGUGAGGAAAUUGGCAGACAAAGAUGCUCCACUUAUGAUUUGUCCUAGUAGUGGUGUACACAUAAUCCUUCCUGAUUAUUAUUCUCCAGAAGGAAUGGGCUUAAUUGUUCCAAAAACUAAGGAUGGCCGUAUUGCUUUCAUGCUGCCAUGGUUGGGAAAAACCAUUGCAGGAACUACAGAUUCUAGUACAACGAUAACAAUGCUUCCAGAGCCUCAUGAAGAUGAGAUACAGUUCAUUCUGGACGCCAUAUGUGAUUACCUUAAUGUGAAGGUACGCCGUACAGACGUUCUUUCCGCUUGGAGUGGUAUACGCCCAUUGGCUAUUGAUCCAUCAGCAAAAAAUACUGAGAGCAUUUCCAGGGAUCAUGUUGUGAGUGAAGAGUAUCCUGGUCUGAUCACAAUUACUGGGGGAAAGUGGACUACCUACCGAAGUAUGGCUGAAGAUGCAGUUGAUGCUGCCAUAAAAUCUGGCAAACUCAACCCAUCUGGUGACUGUAUAACCAGUCGUCUUCACAUUAUUGGAGGAGAUGGAUGGGAUCCUGCAUCAUUCACUGUGCUUGCACAGAAGUUUAUACGUAUGAAGAAGACAUAUGGUGGUAAAAUUGUUCCAGGUGUAAUGGACAGUGCAGUAGCCAAACAUUUGGCACAUGCAUAUGGAAGCAUGGCUGAUCGUGUAGCCACCAUUGCUCAGUAUGAGAAUCUAGGAAAGAGACUAGCACAUGGAUAUCCCUAUCUAGAGGCUGAAGUGGCAUAUUGUGCUCGCAAUGAGUACUGUGAGUCUGCUGUUGACUUCAUUGCCCGGAGGUCUCGGCUUGCAUUCCUUGAUACAGAUGCUGCCAAUAGAGCGUUGCCACGUGUCAUCGAAAUAUUGGCUGCAGAGCACAAGUGGGACAGGGCACGAAAGAAGCAGGAAAUACAGAAAGCCAAAGACUUCCUUGAAACCUUCAAGUCUUCGAAGAAUGCCCAAUUCCAUGAUGGGAAACACAUAGGCUCAUGAUUUUGGAAUGGAGUAUGACAUGAGCAUGGGGAACUUUUGCGUCUCCACUAAAGCAGCAAAGGCAAGCUAGCGACUGUCACUUGAUAUAUGCAUAGGGUGAAGGGUGUCAGAGCUUUCUUAUUUGCUUAUCCGCAAUUUCUCCUCUAUGGAAUAUGACAUGUAAAUAUAACAUGGAAGGUCUAUGUUAUAUUUGCAAUUUUCCUAAGUAAUUAUGUGGCAAUAUUGGGUGAUACUAAUUAAAAUUGGGAUUGCCUUCUGGCACCCCAUCUCAAAUAAAUUUAAGAAAGAAAUGGACCAAGCACAUUGCUUGAAACAGGAAGAACUUCCUCCUUGAGGGGUUGGCUGUGUUCAGAGUGCACAGCAAGAGAGUAAUGAUGAUAUCAGAGAAGUCUCCAAAAUCUCUAACUUGUGAAACUUAACUCACAGAUGGAAUCAAUAUUUUGUUUCAGCGAGCCUGUUGUUGAUAUUUAGCUGUGAUGAAAUUAUAAUAAAUUUUGGAGUACGAAAGAAGGUUAACCAUCUUUCAUUUGCCUGGCCA